CGAGCUGCGCUAUGGCUUGCCCUCACGCGCGCAUAUUUAGGCUGGAGCAGAUGUGCGUCAACCACACGAGUUUAAGAUGUCCGUGGAGGCGUUAGAGAAGAAUAAGACGAUAGACUUGAGGAAGAGGCACAUUGGACCAUCUUGUAAGAUUUUCUUCAGCCAUGACCCAAUCAAGAUUGUGCAAGCCAGAGGGCAGUACAUGUAUGAUGAAAAAGGACAGCGAUACUUGGAUUGCAUCAACAAUGUGGCUCAUGUGGGCCACUGUCACCCCGAUGUGGUGAAGGCAGGAGCUCAACAGAUGGAACUACUCAACACCAACACACGUUUCUUGCACGACAACCUUGUGAUGUAUGCCCAGAAGCUACAGGCAACAUUGCCUGACAAGCUGUCUGUGUGCUACUUCGUCAAUUCUGGCUCUGAAGCCAAUGACCUCGCCCUCCGUCUAGCAUGGCAGUACACGGGCAACAAAGAUAUCAUCACGCUGGAAAAUGCCUACCACGGACACGUUUCGUCACUUAUUGACAUCAGUCCUUAUAAGUUCCACCAGCUGUCAGAUGCAGAGCAGAACCAAUUUGUCCAUGUGGCUCCAAGCCCAGAUGUGUACAGAGGCAAAUACCGAGCGGAUCACCCUAAUCCUGCCUCUGCAUAUGCAGAUGAUGUCAAAGAUAUCAUAGACAAGGCACACAAGAAAGGAAGAAAGAUUGCUGCUUUUAUUGCAGAGUCAUUACAAAGUUGUGGUGGACAGGUCAUCCCUCCGAUGGGUUACUUCCAGCAAGUAGCAGAGCAUGUCCACAAAGCAGGAGGUAUUGUCAUAGCAGACGAGGUCCAGGUGGGAUUUGGCCGGGUUGGUUCUCACUUCUGGGCCUUCCAGCUUCAAGGAGAGGAUUUUGUUCCUGACAUUGUCACGAUGGGAAAGCCCAUUGGCAACGGCCACCCGAUGUCAUGUGUGGUCACAACCAAAGAAGUGGCAGAGGCAUUUAUGACCUCUGGAAUGGAGUACUUCAAUACGUUUGGAGGCAACCCGGUAUCGUGUGCUGUGGGUCUGGCUGUCCUAGAUGUGAUAGUGAAAGAGGACCUGCAGGGUAAUGCGCUACGAGUAGGCCGGUACCUGUCCAGUCAGCUGGAACAGCUGAAACGGAAGCAUCCAUUGAUUGGAGAUAUCAGGGGCUGUGGUCUGUUUGUUGGGGUGGAGCUGGUGAAGGACAGGGUGACGCUCACUCCGGCUACAGCAGAGGCCCAGGAAGUCAUAUAUAAGCUGAAGGAGCAGCACAUCCUCCUUAGUGCCGAUGGUCCUCAUCGCAAUGUGCUGAAAUUCAAGCCUCCGCUGUGCUUCAGCACAGAGGACGCUGACCUGGUGGUGGAGAAAAUCAACUUUAUCCUUACAGAGCUGGAAGAAGCACAAGGCUUGAAGGAGCACGGCAGCCCCAAUAUAGAGACUGAAGGCAGUAAAAGAAAGCUGCUGACUGAUGAAAAUGGACACCAGAAACACAGUGGUCUAAUACACAGCAAAGGAAGUGAUCAAGGAGCUCCUCGGCAAUUCAAACAAAACAAACGCCUGAAGACAUAAAGAUGCCUUUUGAACAAAAUGUCUUUAACAAUAAGAAGAAAGUGACUUGUAGGGGGAGGCAGCAACUUCUUUGUUGUGUAUUACUAAUCAGCUGUAAACCGAUUUGCCUGUGUUGUCAGGUCCUCAUUCUUGCCUCCUUUUCAAUGUGUAAUCGCAAUGAAGUUUGUUUUGAAGCGCAUAACCUGACAGAUUGACUAAUUAUUGAUUUUAGCUGCAUGGGCUUGUGAUUAACAGGCACAGGGAAGGUAGCUGGGGUUCGACUUAAUCUGUAGAACUUUUAAGCAUAGACUUUAUUCUAUAUUAACAAUGUUUUCUUUAGUUUAAUCAAACUUUAUGUAUCUUAAAGAUAUGCAAUGCUGUGAUAUUAAUUUGGGUAUGGACCCAGUUCAUAACAAUAAACUCUUUGUAAA
Molecule: messenger RNA, 1977 nt
Organism: Menidia menidia (Atlantic silverside)
Lineage: Eukaryota; Metazoa; Chordata; Actinopteri; Atheriniformes; Atherinopsidae
Source: the annotation of a GenBank genome assembly